This is a messenger RNA of Selaginella moellendorffii, 1229 nucleotides long. Its product is annotated as PHD finger protein ING1. Gene Ontology annotation, cellular component: nucleus. The coding region runs from base 120 to 761 and encodes 213 amino acids. The record is from RefSeq and is a predicted model, not a curated record. NCBI's taxonomy places the organism in Eukaryota, Viridiplantae, Streptophyta, Lycopodiopsida, Selaginellales, Selaginellaceae. The transcript has 8 exons.
GCAAAGUUCACUGUGGGCAACACAAGGCAUAGAUCCUGGGGCUCGAUCGGUCGAUCAGGCAAGAAAUUCUAGCUUGUAAGCGUCGAUCUGGUGGCGCCUUGAGGAUCACUGUAGAGGUCAUGACCGGCAUUUCCUUCCUCGAAGAUUUUAUAGGAAGCACAGCAUCGCUACCAGCGGAGCUCCAACAAAACUAUUCGCUUAUUCGGCAGCUCGAUGAGCAACAAAAUGAGCUUCAAAGACAAAUGCAUGGAUGCUGUGCUCACGGCCUGGAAGAUGUCAAGCAAGUUUUAAAAGCUGGAGGAGCCGCAGCGGAAGCUGUGGCGAACAAAUACGCAAGCAGCAUUGCCUCGGUGCACAAGACCUGUGUGGAUGUCGCAAACGAGAAAGUAGCACUCGCUCUUUCAACGUAUGACAUGGUCGACAAUUACAUCCAGCGGCUUGACAAGUAUCUCAAAAAGUACAAGGAAGACUGUGAGCAAGCAAAGGAUUUGCAAGGAGGAGACGAACAACAAGCGGAUGUUGGAGCUACAGGGGAGGACGAUAGACAAAAUCCCAGCACAGAUCUCGACAUACCUGUCGAUCCAAACGAGCCAACGUAUUGCCUCUGUAACCAAGUCUCAUACGGAGAGAUGAUCGCUUGUGACAACCCGGACUGUAAAAUCGAGUGGUUUCACUUUGAGUGCGCAGGAGUUCGCGAGCGGCCUAAAGGCAAGUGGUACUGCCCGGACUGCUCGCAAAUGAAGCGCCGCCGAGCCAGAUAGAUCACAGUCUGGAGGCUGUUUUCUAUAUUUUACAGCGCCACGAUUUCAUCAAUCAAAAGAUUGCACAACAAAAUCUUGACUUCAUUGCGUAUUUACAAAGGUCUGCUAGGAGUAUCAUCUAGUCCACUUUGGAACGCUUGUUGCUGAGAUGACUCUGCAUAAUCCUGGCCGUUUUCUAUGCCAGCCUUGGAUACCAAGCUCAGCAUUGAUGUUCGCAUCCAAGACUUCGUUUCGAGGCUCACUCUGGACGAGAAAGUGGACGCGAUGGUCAUUCCCCGGCUGGGAGUUCUUAGUUAUCACUGGUGUCAAGAAGCUCCCGGGAGUCCAGUUUGGCGGUCUUGCUCCGGCUGCUACAAAGGGCGGUGUCAUUCAACUGCACACUCUUCUACUUGAUUGGAGAGGGUGUCAAGUUCUAGAAAUCUUUGUCUAGCUAGGUGAAAUCUAUUUUUAUAAGUCGUUUGUGACCAA